AUGUGUGAUGAUGAAGAGACCACCGCUCUGGUGUGUGAUAACGGUUCCGGUUUGGUGAAAGCCGGGUUCGCCGGAGACGACGCGCCCCGAGCCGUGUUCCCGUCCAUCGUGGGUCGACCGCGUCACCAGGGUGUGAUGGUGGGUAUGGGGCAGAAGGACUCGUACGUCGGUGACGAAGCUCAGAGUAAGAGGGGCAUCCUGACGCUGAAGUACCCCAUCGAGCACGGCAUCAUUACCAACUGGGACGACAUGGAGAAGAUCUGGCACCACACCUUCUACAACGAGCUGAGAGUGGCUCCCGAGGAACAUCCCACCCUGCUCACUGAGGCGCCCCUCAACCCCAAAGCCAACAGGGAGAAAAUGACUCAGAUCAUGUUCGAGACCUUUAACGUUCCUGCCAUGUACGUGGCCAUUCAGGCGGUUCUGUCUCUCUACGCUUCUGGCAGAACCACCGGAAUCGUUCUGGACUCGGGUGACGGUGUGACCCACAAUGUUCCCAUCUAUGAGGGUUACGCUCUUCCUCACGCCAUCAUGAGACUGGACCUGGCUGGACGAGAUCUGACCGAUUAUCUGAUGAAGAUUCUGACUGAGAGAGGAUACUCCUUCGUCACCACCGCCGAGCGUGAGAUCGUGCGAGACAUUAAAGAGAAGCUCUGCUACGUGGCUCUGGAUUUUGAGAAUGAAAUGGCCACGGCCGCGUCCUCGUCCUCUCUGGAGAAAUCCUACGAGCUCCCCGACGGUCAGGUCAUCACCAUCGGCAACGAGAGGUUCCGGUGCCCAGAGACGCUCUUCCAGCCCUCGUUCAUCGGUAUGGAGUCGGCUGGUAUUCAUGAAACCACCUACAACAGCAUCAUGAAGUGUGACAUCGAUAUCCGCAAAGAUCUCUACGCCAACAACGUUCUGUCUGGUGGCACCACCAUGUACCCGGGUAUCGCUGACCGUAUGCAGAAGGAAAUCACCGCCCUCGCCCCCAGCACCAUGAAGAUCAAGAUCAUCGCUCCUCCUGAGCGUAAAUAUUCGGUCUGGAUCGGAGGUUCCAUCCUGGCCUCGCUCUCCACCUUCCAGCAGAUGUGGAUCAGCAAGCAGGAAUACGAUGAAGCCGGACCGUCCAUCGUACACAGGAAGUGCUUCUAAUCACGCGGCAGGAAGUGCUCCAGAAUGACAUACGCAUCACCGAUUACCUGGACAUUCAGCUCAGAGUCCAAUCAGAAACGUGUUAUACAGACAAAAGUAUUGGGACACCACCUUAUAAUGAAUGAUGAGUUAUACAAAUGCUGUCAAAACGGGCACAAAUUCCCAUACACAGACACAAGUCUUGUGAGAAGCUUCUCAGAUGAGCGGCUGAGGUCACUCAAUAUCAGGGUCAGGUGUCCUAAUACUUUUGGUCAUGAGUAUGAGAGGAGAAUCUGAUGCUGUGUGAUAAUGAUGAAGAUUUUUUACAGAUGUUCUUGUACAGGAUGUUUACAUGGUGUUUGAUGAAUAAAUGUAUCUCAGUAUUUAUUGCUUUAUAAUAAAC
Molecule: messenger RNA, 1516 nt
Organism: Trichomycterus rosablanca
Lineage: Eukaryota; Metazoa; Chordata; Actinopteri; Siluriformes; Trichomycteridae
Gene: actc2
Product: actin, alpha, cardiac muscle 2
Exons: 7
Coding region: 1-1134 (377 amino acids)
Biological process (GO): actin filament organization; heart contraction; actin-myosin filament sliding
Cellular component (GO): sarcomere; actin filament
Molecular function (GO): myosin binding
Source: RefSeq, a predicted model, not a curated record